Saprolegnia parasitica CBS 223.65 is the source of this 525-nucleotide messenger RNA. RefSeq lists its product as hypothetical. The transcript is spliced from 2 exons. The record is from RefSeq and is a predicted model, not a curated record. Lineage: Eukaryota; Oomycota; Saprolegniomycetes; Saprolegniales; Saprolegniaceae. The coding region runs from base 1 to 525 and encodes 174 amino acids.
AUGGCCCCGAAACGGAAACCUACGCCAAGUGCUGAUGCGCCACCGGCCAAGAAGACCGCAAGCAGCCAAGACGCAGCUCGCAAAGCCAAGGCCAAGACGAUGAAGGCGCGUAUUGUCUAUAUCUUGUCGGUGGCAACCCAGCUUGUCGGACCGUUGACGAUCAAGAAGCGCCUUUUCGCCGAGUUUGGCGUGACCGAGUCCAAGCUGUUUGCGUCCAACUUUAAGAAAGCUUUGAAAGAGCUCGGUGAUGAGAACCGCGACGACUUCGGCCGAGUUGGCGGCAGCUACCACGGUGGCACGUCGUCGCCAGCGUACCUUGCCCGCGUCGCCGAGGAAGAGGCCGACACGGCUCACGCAGCAGAACUUGCAGCGCACGAAGACUCGGUUGCGCGCGGCGGCGAAUACGAGUGCUCCAACUGCCACAAGACAUUUUGGACGUGGAUCUCGGACGGGUACGUGUAUGGUCACCCCAUUGAGUACCGCUACGGCGACGGCAAGGACGAUUAUGCUGACCUUCGCGACUAA